Molecule: messenger RNA, 322 nt
Organism: Meloidogyne enterolobii
Lineage: Eukaryota; Metazoa; Nematoda; Chromadorea; Rhabditida; Meloidogynidae
Source: the annotation of a GenBank genome assembly
AUGGGAUCUGUUUUAUUAAUUGAUUCAACUGCUGAAGUUGAGGGUAACGAGAGACUUGCCGUCACCCUCUUCUUUUGUUUCUUUUUAACAGGAAUUUUAGACUUUUUAAUUUCUUUAGCGGUCUUCAUCCUUUUUGUACCAUUUCCAUUUAUUUUCUCUUUCCUUUUUACAGGUUGCCGUGGAGUUGGUGGCGCUGGGGAUACUCUUUCGCUUGGAACGUUUCUAUUUUUAGCUAUGGAAGGUAAAGACGGGUGGUACGAAGAUUCAGAGAGAGGCGGUACAAUAUUAUAAGCUCUGUUUGGAGGUUCUUUAGGGUAAGCUG